This is a messenger RNA of Candida albicans SC5314, 1305 nucleotides long. RefSeq names its product cyclin-dependent protein serine/threonine kinase regulator (gene SSN8). Gene Ontology annotation, cellular component: mediator complex; nucleus. Bases 1 to 1305 code for a protein of 434 amino acids. NCBI's taxonomy places the organism in Eukaryota, Fungi, Ascomycota, Pichiomycetes, Serinales, Debaryomycetaceae. Gene Ontology annotation, molecular function: cyclin-dependent protein serine/threonine kinase regulator activity. The transcript has a single exon. The record is from RefSeq and is a predicted model, not a curated record. Gene Ontology annotation, biological process: positive regulation of transcription by RNA polymerase II.
AUGUCAGCUGAUUAUUGGAAUUCAUCACAACGUAAUCAAUGGCAAUUAACUCGAUUUUCAUUAUUAGAAGCCAGAAGAAGAGUAUUAUUACUUGAACGGAAAAUGAUUCAAAAUGGAUUAAUUAAAGAUUAUCCCAAUAUAAUAUAUGAUUAUAAUAUGAGGAUUUAUUUACAUAAUUUAUUAAUUAAAUUAGGUCGAAGAUUAAAUAUUCGACAAAUAGCAUUAGCUACUGCUGAAAUUUAUUUAACUCGAUUUCUUACCCGAGUUUCACUUAAAGAAAUCAAUGUUUAUUUAUUAAUAACUACAUGUAUUUAUGUUGCUUGUAAAAUUGAAGAAUGUCCUCAACAUAUUCGAUUAAUAUUAUCGGAAGCAAGAAAUAUAUGGCCAGAAUAUAUUCCUCAUGAUGUUACCAAAUUAGCUGAAUUUGAAUUUUAUUUAAUUGAAGAAAUGGAUCUGUAUUUAUUAUUACAUCAUCCUUAUAAAUCAUUAAUGCAAAUCAAUGAAUUUUUAUCUAAUAAUUAUAAUGUAUUUGGUUUUAAAUUAACAGUGGAAGAAUUACAAAAUGCUUGGAGUUUAAUUAAUGAUAGUUAUAUAACUGAUCUUCAUUUAUUAUUACCUCCUCAUACUAUAGCGGUGGCAGCUAUAUAUAUCACAGUUGUAUUGAAAAAAAAUUUAUCUCGAGUAAGACAAGGUAAUAAUAAUGAUAAUAAUAUUAAUAUUAAUACUAUGCAUAUUUCUACUGGAAGUAGUACCAAUCCAAUCAACAUCAACAACAACAACAACACUAAUACCAGUAAUAAUAAUGGAACUACUUCUACUACUACUACCACCACUGCCCAAGAAACUCAAGUUCUUGGUCAAGAUGAUAAUACUGAAAUGAAUAUAGAUGAUUUAAUGAAUUUGACUAAAUCAAGUAAUAAUAGUCAAGAUAAAUCAGAUGAUAAAAUGGAUAUUGAUAAUCCACUACAACUGCAAGUAAAUUUAUCACAAAUUCAAAAUCAAACUCAACAUCAACAUCAAGAAUCUACCCAUAAUAACACUAGUAGCACUAAUACUGGGCGAAAUGGAAUAAAUGGACAAAUCUCACAAUCAAAUCAAGAAUUGAAUAAUUUUGAUUUAGAUAUAUUAGAUGAAGACACCAUAAAAAUUAAUAAAUUUAUGAAUUUUUUAGAACAUUCCCAUAUCAAUCUCGAUGAAGUUGUUGAAGCCGUACAAGAUAUGAUGAAUAUGUAUGUAUUAUGGAAUCGAUAUAAUGAACAAGGGGUUAAAAAGGCAUUACAAGUGAUGUUACUCAAUCGGAUUUAA